GACGACGAGGUGGUCCUGCAGUGCACCACCACGCUGCUGAAGGAGCAGCUCAAGCUGUGCCUGUCGGCCGAGGGCUUCGGGAACCGCCUCUGCUCCCUGGAACCCACCUCGAACGCCCAGAAAAACAGGGAGCCCACCUGUUCUGCACAGGAAUGUGCCCCCGACCUGGCCGUGUGCUGCUUCGUGCUGGAGCAGUCGCUGUCGGUGCAGGCCCUGCAGGAGAUGUUGGCCAACAGCUCCGAGAUGGGCAGCGGGUGGUCAUCUCAGGGUGGGGGUCACCGGACGUUGCUCUACGGCCACGCCAUCCUGCUGAGGCACUCCCACAGUGGCAUGUACCUGAGCUGCCUGACCACCUCCCGCUCCGUCACCGACAAACUGGCCUUCGACGUGGGGCUGCAGAAGGACGCGACGGGCGAGGCGUGCUGGUGGACGAUGCACCCGGCGUCCAAACAGCGCUCCGAGGGCGAGAAGGUUCGGGUGGGGGACGACCUGAUCCUGGUCAGCGUGUCCUCUGAGAGAUACCUGCACCUGUCCACGGCCUCGGGGGAGCUGCAGGUGGACGCCUCGUUCAUGCAGACGCUGUGGAACAUGAACCCCAUCUGCUCGGGCUCCGAGGAAGGGGUCGUCACGGGGGGCCACGUCAUGCGCCUGUUCCACGGCCACAUGGACGAGUGUCUGACCCCCACGGCCCCCGAGCAGGGCGAGGAGCGCAGCGUGGUGAACUACGAGGGCGGUGCCGUGUGUGCCCACGCCAGGUCCCUGUGGCGCCUCGAGCCCCUGCGCAUCAGCUGGAGCGGGAGCCACCUGCGCUGGGGACAGCCCUUCCGGCUGCGCCACGUCACCACGGGCCGCUACCUGGCGCUCACCGAGGCCACCGGGCUGGCCAUGGUCGAGGCCACCGCGGCCACCACGCUGGCCGCCUUCUGCUUCCGCGCCUCCAAGGAGAAGCUGGAGGUGGCCCCCAAGCGGGACGUGGAGGGGAUGGGGCCCCCCGAGAUCAAGUAUGGGGAGUCUCUGUGCUUCCUGCAGCACGGCAGCAGCGGGCUCUGGGUCAGUGCGCCCCUGACCUCACAGGCCCUGCGCCUGGGGCUGCUCAAGAGGAAGGCCAUCCUGCACCAGGAGGGGCACAUGGACGAUGCACUGACCCUCACCCGCUCCCAGCACCAGGAGUCGCAGGCGGCCCGGAUGGUUUUCAGCACCACGGGGCUCUACGGGGCCUUCAUCAGGAGCCUGGAGAGCCUGCAGGGCCGCCCCCGGGGGUCUGGCCGCCCCCGGGGGUCGGCGCCCCCCACCCUGCCCAUCGGGGGGAUGAUCCUGAGCCUGCGGGACCUGAUCGGGUACCUGGAGCCCCCUCCCCCCGAGCUGCGCCACGAGCAGCGCCAGGGCCGCCUGAGGGCCCUGAGGGGCCGGCAGAGCCUCUUCCAGCAGGAGGGGAUGCUGACGCUGGUGCUGAGCUGCAUCGACGGGCUGAGCGCCUACAGCACCGCGGCGCAGUUCGGGGAGGCCGCGGGCGAGGAGGCGGCGGCCGCCUGGAAGGAGAUCGUCAACCUGCUCUACGAGCUGCUGGCCUCGCUGAUCCGGGGUAACCGAGCCAACUGCGCCCUGUUCUCCACCAACCUGGACUGGCUGGUCAGCAAACUGGACCGGCUCGAGGCCUCCACAGGUAUCCUGGAGGUGCUGUACUGCGUGCUGAUCGAGAGCCCCGAGGUGCUCAACAUCAUCCAGGAGAACCACAUCAAGUCCAUCAUCUCCCUGCUCGACAAGCACGGCCGCAACCACAAGGUGCUGGAGGUGCUGUGCUCGCUGUGCGUGUGCAACGCCGUGGCCGUGCGCUCCAACCAGAACCUGAUCACCGAGAACCUGCUGCCCCGGCGGGACCUGCUGCUGCAGACCGGCAUGGUCAACUACGUCACCAGCAUCCGUCCCAACCUGUUUGUGGGGACGGCGCCGGGCUCGACGCAGUUCCGCUGCUGGUACUUCGAGGUGUGCGUGGAGCGGGCCCAGCCCUUCGUGACCCCGCAGCCCACCCACCUGCGCGUGGGCUGGGGGGCCGCCGGCUCCUUCCGGCCCGCCCCGGGCGGCGGCGCCGGCUGGGGGGGCAACGGCGCCGGAGACGACCUCCACUCCUUCGCCUUCGACGGCCUCCACCUGUGGACAGGAGGGGUCCCCAAGGCCGUGGGGUCCCCCCACCGGCGGGCCCUGGCCGAGGGGGAUGUGGUCAGCUGCUGCCUGGAUUUGGGGGUCCCCAGCGCCUCGUUCCGCCUCAACGGGGCCCCCGUGCAGGGGGUCCUCGAGGGCUUCAACCUCGACACCCUCUUCACCCCCGUGGCCAGUUUUUCGGCGGGGGUCCGGCUGCAGUUCCUGCUGGGGGGCCGGCACGGGGAGUUCCGUUUCGUGCCCCCCCCGGGCUAUGCCCCCCGUGCCGAGGCGCUGCUGGGGGGGCUGCGGUUCCUGCUGGGGGGCCGGCACGGGGAGUUCCGUUUCGUGCCCCCCCGGGCUAUGCCCCCU
Molecule: messenger RNA, 2508 nt
Organism: Myiozetetes cayanensis
Lineage: Eukaryota; Metazoa; Chordata; Aves; Passeriformes; Tyrannidae
Product: ryanodine receptor 1-like
Biological process (GO): calcium ion transmembrane transport
Cellular component (GO): sarcolemma; calcium channel complex; Z disc
Molecular function (GO): protein binding; ryanodine-sensitive calcium-release channel activity
Source: RefSeq, a predicted model, not a curated record